Molecule: messenger RNA, 2031 nt
Organism: Drosophila eugracilis
Lineage: Eukaryota; Metazoa; Arthropoda; Insecta; Diptera; Drosophilidae
Product: proteoglycan 4
Exons: 4
Coding region: 153-1949 (598 amino acids)
Biological process (GO): signal transduction; inositol metabolic process; phosphatidylinositol phosphate biosynthetic process
Molecular function (GO): inositol monophosphate 1-phosphatase activity
Source: RefSeq, a predicted model, not a curated record
UCGGGCUGGCCUGGCUGUUGACUUCUGGGUGAAGCAGUCGACUCCCGACCUUUGACAAUCUCCCUAGGUAGAUUUUCAGCUUGGCCUUUCAACACCUUGGUGGCAGUGGAAGAACUUGGACUUGGUCGUGGAUUAAGUCGAUCACCAUUAGAAUGCCCGACGAAAAGCCUCCGGCAGGCAGUCAGUCGACCGCGGAUAUCCCACAGAAUACCUCGCGUGAACGGAAUGCAGCAACACAUUUCGGUCUUGAGGACCACGAGGCUACCCAGCAGGAUGCUCGGGUAACCACACUGCGACAUGCCGAGGUGCGUCGCGGCUCUAUGGCGCCUCCAGAUAAGCGGAAGGCCUCGCAAAUGCGGUUGAAUACUGCAAAUGAGCAAUUAGCACAAACUCCACCUGUUCGGCCUCCCGUUCAAGCACCAACGCCCGAACGCAAGCCUAUGGAUAAGAUGUCAUCACGAAGCUCGUUGGUACCAGGUACGCCAAUGGCGCCUCCUAAGCCGACGCGCCUCUCCGACGCGCCACGAGAAGAUGACGGUGAUGUUGAAUCCUCUGAACCGGAUACAAAAAGGGAGGCAAGAAAAUCACAGAAGGUAGUGGCCGGGUCACUGACACCGACGUCAUCCGAGAGCGAAGAUAAGAAAGAACCCAAACCUGCAGCUGAGCCUGAUCCACCUCCACCACAACCUCAGAGGAAAUCCAUCGAUUUUGCGCCACAGGAAGCGGCACCAAUUCCGCCGCCACCCGAACGGCCAGAAGAUGCGCCAUUGCCACCGCCAAUGAUGGCGGCCUUACCGACGGAUACCAGCGCAGAUGAAUUGCAGAGUGCGAAUAGCAAGAUGACCAACACGGACAUUACGAUCCAUCCUACUAAAAGAUACGCCACCAAGGCAACCAACACAUCCGGAAUGAUCUAUUCGGAUGAAGAAGAAGAGGAGCCAGAGGAACUGCCCAGGCUACCGGAUCAGUUCCCCGACACCGAUCUGGACAACCUAUUCCUGUUGGCCUGUCGGGAGGUAAAGAAGGUUGGUGCCAUCACUUUGGCAAGUAACGAAAAGAAGCAGGAGUACACGACCAAACAGCACAAUAAGGAUCUCGUUACUUCCACAGACAACAUUGUUGAGGAGGCCUUCAUAAAGGCCAUUAGUAAUCGGUUUCCAGAACACAAUUUCAUUGCCGAAGAGCGAGUUUCAAAGUCGGAAACCGGAAUGGUGACCUUAACUGAUGAACCCACUUGGAUAAUCGAUCCUAUCGACGGAACCAUGAACUACGUCCACAAUUUUCCGUACUAUUGCAUAUCCGUGGCCUAUUUGGUAAAUCAGCAGACUCAGUUCGGUAUUAUAUAUAAUCCGCCCAUGAAGAACAUGUACACGGCUCAGCUGGGCAAGGGGGCGCAGAUGAACGGUGAGAUGAUAAGGACGACUGGACAGACCGACCUCUCCGAGGCUUUGGUUGUGCAGGAGUACAGCUCAGCCGGGAAUGAGGCCCGCGACCAAGUGGCCAUGGGUAAUGCACAACGACUGCUAAAGAGUACCCAUGCGUUGCGUUCAAUUGGAUCUUCCGCAAUGGGUUUGGCAAUGGUGGCCUCUGGAGUAGCAGAUGCUUAUUACAACUUUGGAUUGCAUGUCUGGGAUAUGGCAGCAGGAGUUUUAAUAGUCACAGAGGCCGGCGGUGUGGCAAUUGAUCCGGCCGGAAUCGAACUAGACAUAAUGUCUCGACGAUGCUUGGCUGCAUCCACAGAGCACCUUGCUCUUGAAUUGGGUUCCCAUCUGGAGCAGAACUAUCCAUCGCCACGGGACGACGAACCGAGGUCCGUAAAUCCUAAUGAAUACGGGCCUGCACCUGAGACCAGGGACUUUACUGGCCAGACGGACUUUCCUGAUUCAGAGACCCAGGAUACCACGGAUACCGAAAUGCCAAACGAGAAACCAGCGGCGAUUGCUAACUGACCACCGGAAAGGCCAGCUGAAAUAAAAUUUUAGUUAUUUAAUAAAGUGACAAUGCAAGAGAACUUGCGUUUAUUAAAAUUUG